Messenger RNA from Vespa crabro (European hornet), 2668 nucleotides. RefSeq names its product zinc finger protein 70-like. Gene Ontology annotation, cellular component: nucleus. The record is from RefSeq and is a predicted model, not a curated record. The transcript is spliced from 6 exons. The coding region runs from base 1165 to 2328 and encodes 387 amino acids. Lineage: Eukaryota; Metazoa; Arthropoda; Insecta; Hymenoptera; Vespidae.
ACAUUUUAAUAUAAGAAUACGUGUUUUUAAUUAUGUCUAGAAAUAACAAUAUGAAAUUAUAAGAUCUUUCAUGGAAAUGAACUAUGAAACUAUAUUUGAUAAUCACAUUUAAUGAAAAUUUCCUACCAUUAAUAUUUUAUCGAAAUAAUUUCAAAUCAAUUCCAACUCUACGAACGUCUAAAUUCCACCCAUCCAGUAAGAUACGUAGAUACUUCUUUUAACAAGUUCCUUAUAUCAGCGUUUUUCACUAUACAAUAUCAUCUUUUUACCCACGUAUAAUACAUUGUACAGAAAGUAUGUGGGUGUUGAAGUCUCUAAGAGUAACUGUUCAUGAUCAAAGUUGUAUUACAUUACAGUUGCAUUAAAAUUCGAUUGAUAUAACUUUCUACCAACUCUAUUAAACAUCGUGUAUUUUCGUAAGAUAAGAAUUAUAUGUAUGUGAAUAUCUUAACGAUUAUCAAAGAACUUACAGAAAUUAAGACUUUUGCGAAGACUGCCUUGUGACUACGCCGCUGACCUGGACCAAAGGGGCCAGGACGAACGAUGGGUGGGAAAAGAAAUGAAGAAGGGGAAGGGCUACCCAUUCGGUAGCAAAUGCUGGUAAGCCGUCGCAAGGUCAAGAUCAGUUGGUUAAUCUCAGCCAGUCAACCAAGGGCCUUGCACCUAGCAUAACGAACGACCUGAUUCUUAGCGCUCCGAACGUCAUCUGAAUUUCUACGAGUUUAUUGUAAUUAAAACGCUUUGAUAUAGUGAUUCCAAAAUAGAUAAAUAUCAAAUAGAAUCAAAUUUACUUCGAGUUACAGUGAAUAAUUAACUAAAUGAUAAUAAUCUAUUAUUUUGUGAUUGUUACUUGAUGAAUCAGUGAAUCGAUGAAACAGAUCAUUUUAGAAAUUUAUUGAUUAUGUUGAUCGAUCGACGAUCUUACGUUUAUAUAUAUAUAUAUGUUUAGACUAAUCAGAAUUCUAACGUAAGUUUUACGUGCUAUCAUUAUCGAUCUGAUUAAAAUAAAAAAAAUUAAGCAGGUUGGAAGAUUUUUGCUAUCGUUUGCUCUUUAGAAGGCACGGAAUUAUUCUCUGUGCGUAAGGAACUUCUACGUGCAGUGUUUACGGUAGAAAUUUGAACAGUGGUGAAAUUCUUCAGUCCAUAUUCCGUGGGUUUUCUGUUAUGGAAACUUGCGUACUAAUACCGAAGGAGUUCUCUUUAGUUCUUGCCAGUGAUCAAUCCGCAUGUAAAAAUGUUUAUAAAAAUGAUUCGGAUUCAUUUGUCACAAAUUUACGAAUAUCGGUGUGGUCUAAUGUCUUCAUUCCAUUGGGCACACUCAUCUAUCCGUUUCAGGGGUCAAUUAGAUUCGAUAAGAUUGAUCUGUAUUCCCUUCUUGAUGAUAACGACAUCAGACGCGAGUACGGUUGCUAUGACGAAGUCUUUUCGAACUACAAUCUUAACAAGCGUCAGUGUAACUGGAUAAGGUUUCUUCAUAUCAUUCAAACGGAUGACGAACAAGUUAAUCUUAUUGGAACAAAGGUAAAGGGUGAACCAAUUUUUGAAGUUAUCAAAGAUGUUCAGCCAGAUACUGAAUUAAUAGCUUGGUUUCCACCAGUAACGUAUCCAGAUUUUAUUUUUAUUUCCCAUGAUAUGUGUUUAAGAUCCGCACUUUACAGAUGUUUGAUCGACAGUAUCGUAGAUGAAUCACCUUUGGAUCUAUCCAUGGCUUUACUUUCUCAUCACAUAUCACCAUCGAUACAGCAUUCUUAUUAUGAACCUGAUGAAUAUGAAUCAACCUCUGAGGAAUCAUCAUCAUCUACGCUAUCGUUAGUUGGUGAUCAUCUUGAUUGUAGUAUUUUAACUACUAUAAAAAGAGGUGACAAAGUACUUUUGCCAUGCGAAGUAUGUGGUAAAUCUUUCGAUCGUCCAUCACUCUUGAAAAGGCAUACCAGAACGCAUACUGGCGAGAAACCACACGUUUGCAUGGUAUGCAGUAAAGGUUUCUCAACAUCAAGUUCUCUAAAUACUCACAAGCGUAUUCAUAGCGGUGAAAAACCUCAUCAAUGUCUUGUAUGUGGCAAGAAAUUUACAGCAUCUUCGAAUCUUUAUUAUCAUAGAAUGACUCACAUCAAGGAAAAACCACACAAAUGUUUACAAUGCUCCAAAUCGUUCCCAACUCCUGGAGAUCUAAAGAGUCACAUGUACGUGCAUAAUGGAUUAUGGCCAUUUAGGUGUCAAAUUUGUAACCGUGGAUUCAGCAAGCCAACAAAUCUAAAGAAUCAUAUGUUAUUGCAUCUUGGAAGAUGUUCGAAUAAGAAGUUCAUUGAAUCGAUUCCAGACUUGUGACUUUUUGCGACAGUAUACUAAUCACUAGUUACAUAGUGAGAAGGUAAUAAAUACUUUAUUAAAGUGGCUUGUAGACUUAUAUUAUUUAUACUAAUUAUAUUCGAUCCAUUGCCUGUGUAUUUCUUAAGCAUUAUCAGCAAUGCAAUUUAUUGCUAAAGAAAUACUAAACAAAGGCAAAUCAUUGAGCAAAUAACGUUUUAUUGUUCAAAAAGACAAUGUUACAAACAACCUUGACGAGAUGGUUAAGUCAAUUUAUAUUUCAUCAUUUGCAAGUAUUUACUGUUUUCUAGAAUAUCGCAUCAGAAUUUAGAAUUCGAUUUUUAUUAAGAAAAAAUAAAAA